AUGAUUCCUGUGUUCGUCUUCCCUUCCGAUCAGCUGCAAUUCAAUCUGCGCGCGCGGAGCCGAUCAUUGUCCCUCUACAACCCGUACGACUUCCACAUCAAGUUCAACAUUCUGUCCACAAAUCCGAACGCGUUUCUCUUGAGUUCCUCCGAAGGCAUCAUUCGUUCGCGACAUUGUCUCGACAUCGCCAUUCGCUUGACUCAAGACUCGGUGCGCAGCGAGAAGUUCCAGAUCUCCAUCCGCGAGACGUCGGGCGCUCUUCGCUCCGGACAGCGCGUGCUUUGCGUCACGAAUCGCGAUGACGUCGCCGACGACGACACGACGCCCUCCGCCGACGACCACUUCUCGCCCGUCGUCGCCAACAAUAGUCAACAGACGGCGCGAGCCUUCAACGCCGAGCCCAAGAACCAGUGGUUCAUCUACGCGGCGGCCGUCGUGUGUCUCGCCGUCCUCCUCUUGCCGACGGACGACGAGCGCGAAGAGCGCCCUCUGCUGGCGGUGGCCGUCGCCCACAAACUGGUGGUAUUAAUGAGAGCGCGCUUUCGCGCUAUUCUUGUGCUUCUGACCGCUGAUUGGUUCUCUUCCGCA
Messenger RNA from Medioppia subpectinata, 588 nucleotides. The record is from the annotation of a GenBank genome assembly. Lineage: Eukaryota; Metazoa; Arthropoda; Arachnida; Sarcoptiformes; Oppiidae.